Messenger RNA from Caenorhabditis elegans, 444 nucleotides. RefSeq names its product Seven TM Receptor (gene F22F7.12). Bases 1 to 444 code for a protein of 147 amino acids. The record is from RefSeq and is marked reviewed. The transcript has 2 exons. Lineage: Eukaryota; Metazoa; Nematoda; Chromadorea; Rhabditida; Rhabditidae.
AUGAGCCUUCUCCUCCACGGGCUUGCACUAAUUGCAGUCCAUUAUUUGGCGAUAGUCUAUUUCGGUGUCCAAAUGAGUCGGCAUAUGAAGCAAAAACUUCAAAACUUCUCAGCAACCUAUCAACGACUUCAACAACAAUUUUUUCGAGCUCUAAUUGUUCAAACGUUGGCUCCGACAUUUCUUUAUGUCCUGCCAGCUGGGCCUGUGCUCCUUGCUCCAUUAUUAUCACCGUUGCUCGGUUUCAAUAUUAGUAUGCAGACUGGUUUGGUUUGCACUGUAUUUACACUUUACUCGCCAUUUGAUAGUAUAGCGUUUAUGGUUAUUGUUUCAGAGUAUCGGAAAAUAAUUCAAAAGCAGCUUACUAGAACUUACCCAGUUCCCCAUCAAUCAUCGACGGGAAAUAUUGCUCUGCAAAAAAGAGUGAAGGUUGUCCAAGAAAACUGA